Alternaria incomplexa is the source of this 582-nucleotide messenger RNA. RefSeq names its product 60S ribosomal protein L9B (gene RPL9B). The coding region runs from base 1 to 582 and encodes 193 amino acids. The transcript is spliced from 8 exons. Gene Ontology annotation, molecular function: structural constituent of ribosome; rRNA binding. Gene Ontology annotation, cellular component: cytosolic large ribosomal subunit; ribosome. The record is from RefSeq and is a predicted model, not a curated record. Gene Ontology annotation, biological process: cytoplasmic translation. Lineage: Eukaryota; Fungi; Ascomycota; Dothideomycetes; Pleosporales; Pleosporaceae.
AUGAAGUACAUCCACUCUGAGGAAGAGCUCGAGAUCCCCGAGGGCGUCAAGGUCCAGAUCAAGAACAGAAAUGUUCUCGUUGAGGGCCCUCGCGGCAAGCUCACAAAGUCUCUCGGUCACUUGGCGGUCAGCUUCACGCACCCUAAGAAGAAUCUCAUCAAGAUCGAGCUCCACCACGGUUCCCGCAAGAGCGUCGCCACCCUCCGCACUGUCCGCACCCUGAUUAACAACUUGAUCAUCGGUGUCACCAAGGGUUACAAGUACAAGAUGCGUUACGUAUAUGCCCAUUUCCCCAUCAACGUCAACCUGGACAAGAACAAGGAGACCGACUGCUGGGAGGUUGAGAUCAGGAACUUCAUCGGCGAGAAGCUCGUACGAAGGGUCGUCAUGAGGCCCGGUGUUGAGGUUGAGGCAUCAAAGAACCAGAAGGAUCAGCUCGAGCUGUCCGGAAACUCGCUCGAGGACGUCUCCCAAGGUGCCGCCGAUAUUCAGCAAAUCUGCAAGGUCCGCAACAAGGAUAUCCGAAAGUUCUUGGACGGUCUGUACGUGUCGGAGCGCGGCAACAUCGUUGAGGACGCGUAA